Messenger RNA from Brassica oleracea var. oleracea, 1731 nucleotides. Its product is annotated as cytochrome P450 78A6. Gene Ontology annotation, molecular function: iron ion binding; heme binding; oxidoreductase activity, acting on paired donors, with incorporation or reduction of molecular oxygen. The record is from RefSeq and is a predicted model, not a curated record. The transcript is spliced from 2 exons. NCBI's taxonomy places the organism in Eukaryota, Viridiplantae, Streptophyta, Magnoliopsida, Brassicales, Brassicaceae. The coding region runs from base 64 to 1647 and encodes 527 amino acids.
CCAAAAUACGCUCUCCUUUAGUCUCUCUCCCCUUUCUCUUCAUCUAAUUUCCUUUGAUCAGCCAUGGCUACCGAACUCGAAAGCUCCUUAGUCUUUGCCCUUCUGUCCAAAUGCACCGUUCUAAGCCAAAAUAAUCUCGCCUUCUCUCUCCUUGCCAUAGUAUUCGUAUGGCUUGCCAUCUCUUUGUUCUUCUGGACCUAUCUCGGUGGACCUGCAUGGGGCAAAUUCCUCUCACGCCGGUUAACUAACAAAACCGGUACGGUUAUCCCCGGUCCAAGAGGGUUCCCUUUCGUGGGAAGCAUGUCUCUCAUGUCCAGCACUCUAGCUCACCGCCGAAUCGCAGACUCUGCGGAGAGAUUCGGAGCCAAACGGCUCUUAGCUUUCAGCUUAGGCGAGACACGCGUGAUCGUCACGUGCAAUCCCGACGUUGCUAAAGAGAUUCUGAAUAGCCCUGUUUUUGCUGACCGGCCGGUUAAGGAAUCAGCUUACUCUCUGAUGUUCAACCGGGCGAUUGGAUUUGCACCACACGGUGUUUACUGGCGAACUCUGCGGCGUAUCGCUUCGAACCAUCUCUUUAGUCCGAAACAAAUCAAACGUGCUGAAACACAGAGGCGAGUGAUCGCUAGCCAGAUGGUGGGGUUUCUUGAGAAACAGAGCACUAACGGCGUCUGUUUUGUCCGUGAGUUGCUCAAAACGGCGUCGCUUAACAACAUGAUGUGCUCUGUUUUCGGACAAGAGUACGAACUUGAUCAAGACCAUAGUGAGUUACGUGAGUUGGUCGAAGAAGGCUAUGAUUUGCUCGGAACAUUGAAUUGGACCGAUCACCUUCCUUGGUUAUUGGAAUUUGAUCCACAGAGAAUCCGGUCUAGAUGUUCCGCACUCGUACCGAAGGUAAACCGGUUUGUAUCCCGGAUUAUAUCCGAGCAUCGUAAUCAAACCGGUGACACGCCUCGUGAUUUCGUGGACGUCCUGCUCUCCCUGCAUGGCUCUGAUCAUUUAUCCGACCCGGACAUCAUCGCCGUUCUUUGGGAGAUGAUAUUCAGAGGAACGGACACUGUAGCGGUUUUAAUCGAGUGGAACCUAGCUAGGAUAGUGCUUCAUCCAGAUAUUCAAUCGACGAUUCAGAGUGAACUUGAUUUGGUGGUCGGAAAAUCAAGAGCUGUAGAUGAGUCUGACUUGGCUUCACUUCCAUAUCUGACGGCUGUGGUAAAAGAAGUCCUGAGAAUGCAUCCACCAGGCCCACUUCUUUCAUGGGCCCGUUUGGCCAUAACAGAUACGAUCGUUGAUGGUCGUUUUAUUCCGGCAGGGACCACAGCAAUGGUGAACAUGUGGGCAAUAGCGCAUGAUCCACACGUGUGGGUCGAUCCUUUGGAGUUCAGACCCGAAAGAUUCGUGACGAAAGAAGGUGAGGUGGAGUUCUCGGUUCUUGGGUCGGAUUUGAGACUAGCGCCUUUCGGGUCUGGUCGUAGGAUCUGUCCUGGGAAGAAUCUUGGAUUGACAACCGUUACGUUCUGGACCGCGACGCUGUUACACGAAUUUGAAUGGGGAGUGUCAGAUGGUAACGGCGUUGACUUAUCUGAGAAACUCAGGCUUUCAUGUGAGAUGGCUAAUCCUCUUGCUGCUAAACUGCGCCGUAGACGUACUUAAGAUUUUAAUAUUUUCAUGCGUAAGGUGUUUUUGUGCGUGUGUUGUGAUUUGUGAGGCUGGUGAAAGGUGAAUGAUGUGUCUCUA